AUGAAACAACAAACACUGAACAUGACGUAUAGCGGAGCCGAACACGAAACCAGUAGGACUGACUCUUUUGCUUUUAGAAUAUGUAUCAAUUGGCUCUCAUUAGUUAUGGUACUGUGCAGCAGAAAAAGGAAUAUUUCCGUUCGUUUUUAUAUGUUUUUUUCCAAACAUUCAAAAUUUAUGAGACAUUGCAAGUUCAUAACAAAGAUAGCCUAAACAUGAGUAUCAAAUAACACGAUUCGACGGUAACUUGAUCUGAUCAAUGAAAAGUUCAAGUUCACUUUUAAAAGGGGCUACCUGUAAAAGAUCAAGUCCUAAAUAGUUUGUACUAACACCCCGGAAAGGUCAGUGUGAAAAACCGAAAUAGCAAAAACAAACACACACACAAAACACUGAGUUACUGUUUCGGAAACAAACACGAAAUAAAUGGGUUAAGAAGCGUUGCCGCACACGCGGCUAUGCCAGCCUGGAAGACGAUUCGCAUAUAUCCGUACACCUGUAGACGGCCUUGAACACCGCAUCUCUGCAUCGAUGUUCCCGUAAACUGGACUGUCAUCGUGUACACCUUCUCUCCUCCCGCUUUGCGCGGUGCGCCCGGUCGUCUAUGGGCUAAGGGGAUCGACGAAACAAGACAGUAUCUCUGAACAUGAUGUGCAUGGACUUGAUAUCAAUUGGGCUUUGCCCGGGUAGGUUCGAUUCCUGCUCGUUGCGUUCACUUUUUUCGAUUUUUUGAAGUACAUACAAGGUUACUUCUAUCGAAGAUUGAGAAUUUCUUUGUUUCUAAAAAUAACUUUGUUUCAGUUCUCCCUAUAAGUCAUUUUCAGUAAUCUUGAGGAAAGUCGUUUUUAUGUUACAAACUACAAUGUUGCGGUUCUGUUCAUUGACGUCAAAGUCAUGCGAAUGUCACCUGAAAUCAGAGGAGCGGCAUAAUUAGGAAUUUGUGAAACGGAGUGAAUGUGCCAUCGAAGCGGACGGAAUGUUACUUGUUGAUAAAUAUGCACAAACCAGAUGCGUUUCUUUUCUUUUCGACUUCUGAACUAUUCCUUUCUGUCCAUAGACUCUAUUUGUGAAAAUAAAAAUGCGCUCUGUAGAGAAACCGAUCUUUUUGAUAUCUCCGGGGCUGAGUUCUCCAUCCGCGAAAUAACUUUCUUUCUAUUUUUGCUUGUCGAAAAUCAUAAUUUCAACAGAGCGCAUUUACUAUGUUGUAGUUAUUAAAUUGAAGAAAAAUGUUGCAUUCAGUGUGCCUUACCGAAAUUUUUUUUACCGAAAGAAGUGAAUUUCGGUAAAUUUUCGGUAAAAACGUUUUUACCGAAAGAGUUUCGGUAAAUUUACCGGUAAAUUUACCGGUAAAUCGUUCCUUUCGACAAUUACCGAAAGAAAAAAAUUUUUGAUUUUUAAUUUUUUUAUAAUUUUUUUCAAAUUUUUUUCAAUUUUUUUCAAUCAAAUUUUUUUAUAAUGCUAUGCAACGAUUUUCGCAUUUAAUGUGUCACCAAAGUUCCUCAUUCGAAAAUAAACUGUUCGUUAAAAAGAAAAACAGAAAAAAAUUGAGGCGCCGAGCGGUGCCGUCGAUACCGAAAAGGCGCGGCACCGGCGUUCUUUUUUUGACAAGGGAAGUGACUGAUGUGACCAAUUUAGAACAUUCUGAACAACAUCCCAAACAUCAGGAACACGCUGAACAGUCGCCUCAAUGUUCCGUUCUCAAAAUUGAAGAUUGUUUCGAAAAAGUACCCAUUUACCGAUAAAAUUUACCGAAACUUUUACCGAUAAAAUUUACCGAAACUUUUACCGAAAUAGUUUCGGUAAAUUUACCGGUAAAUUUAUCGGUAAAUUUUCGGUAAUUUGUUUCGAAAAUUUACCGAAACUCUUUCGGUAAAAAAGUUUUACCGAAAAUUUACCGACAAUUUACCGAAAUUUUUACCGGUAAAUUUACCGGUAAAUUUAUCGAAACCCUUUCGGUAAGGCACACUGAUUGUGAUGAUGUUUUUAGAAAUGACAAUCAUUUAAGUGUAUAAGGCACUUCUGUGCAGUUUUUUUAGGAUAAAACACGUGUUAUUGCGAAGAAAAAGUAUUUCGUAAUGUACUCUAAGAGAACAAAAACGUAACGCAACGAGCAGGAAUCGAACCUACGCGGGCAAAGCCCAAUGGAUUUCAAGUCCAUCUCCUUAACCACUCGGACAUCGUUGCACAGCGGCAAGGCGAGCGUUCGCAGUAGACACCCGAACAAAAGAUGCGAGAGGAAUGGGGAGGAGAGACAAGAGCGAGGGUCUCUUUCGCUGCAUGCUGGCUGGCCGACGCGAAAAAAGAGCGCUGGUGGUGGCGGUGGUCGGUGUGCGGGCAACGGGAGACUGAUACGCAUGUAACCGCGUCAACUUGUGACUAGAACUUGUGAUAAGAAACUAUUCUUUUCUAGAAGUAAGUAAGUUUUCUUGGAAAAGGAUGUAUUAUAAUCAUCUGUGUGAUGACUUUAUUUCUGAAAUCCAGCACAUUACUGUUCAUCAGGAAGAUGUUUCCAUAAACUUCUCUCUACAAUUUUACUCGGUCCCCGUCAAUAGUGUCGUUUUUGCGAAGAUUGUGGCUUUUUCGGCUCUAAAUCAUCUUGGGACCAGAUGCUCCGAUCCGGCUGAGACUUGGACUUGAGAAACUUUAAUCCAAAUCCAAGAAUCCUGCAAAGUUUGGGUCCGAUCAAGUCUUCGAAAAGCCCGGGCCUGUCUGCUCUGGUGUGCCGCAAGAACAUACGGCAGUCUUUCCAGGUGUGCCAGGUGGAUAUCAUUAUGAUAAUCCGUUAAUGGAAUAUUUUCCCGACAUCUCCACCUGAAUAGCCACUGCCGUGUGUCUCGGCAGCAUAGAUCAAGAGGCGGACAAAAGAGAUUUCGGUUUCGAUCCAAUCGCUAACGAGGUCGACGAGGCGUGAGCUGAGCGUAUCACGUUCCGUAAUAAGCCGCUGUCACUCUGAUAUUCGGUUCCUUACUCGUUCUCCCCCCAAAAUAUUCAUUUCCACAAUCUAAUAUCCAAUCAAAAUCCCAUUAGCCGCUAUUGUUAUUACAGCGAAUAGGCAAUCACGCCUACCUCGCCAGUAAUCUGUGGGUGGAGUCAAUUCGAGGCUAUUUGUGAAAGCACCUUUCCAAUCAUUUCUAAUUAUGCGGCUUUCUCACUUUUCACCUGCCUUCUACCAUUAUCCCCAGAAUGCUUGAAUUUGCGUGCUUUUGCUACUGCCAGCUAUCCUACUUGUCUGAACAUCACGUUUAUUAUGAGUUUCAAUAUUUAUUACGGAGGUUAGCUCCAGCCUUCCUCUUCUUCUUCGUGUUCAUGAGCCCAUAAUAAUAAUAGCUAAAGCGUAUUCAUUGCUGACAAUAAGCAGGAUUAGUUAUAUCAACGCUCGUGCAUUCCCAAGUGAACGUCGAUUGAAGUAUGCUCGCUGAAAUUAGUCUGUCGGCUUGAGCGUACACUUAUGUUAGUUUAGCUAGAAGAACCAAACUUUCAAGUCCUUCUACUCUCGAUGGUCCUCGAACUUUUUCAGCCCAGUCUGACUCAUAACUACACGACGAGGCUAAUUCGUCCGUUUUUUAGUUUUCUGAAGAUUGAUCCAGCCAAGUAGACGAAAAUUCUGAUUGGCUUCAUUGAAUCUGAAAAUCAGUGCAUCACUAUCUGUCCUCACACACUUGUCUUUUCUUUCCGGUAUUCAUUCAGCAAUACACCCAGAAAAAAUGGCGAGUCACCACCGGCAGGUAACUGACAUCAAUUGGACACAUUGAAUUUACCCAUUUUCAUCUGCUUAUCCAAUUUAUUUUCCCGCGGUAACCAGGUGUUUUCGAGCGUGGUUCUGGCACUUUCCGAGCAGCUCACUCAAUGCUCAAAAGCAUGUGACUUGCCCAGGCUCCCAGUGCACUUUUCAAAGUGAACUCGAAUGUCCGCGUUCCUAUGGGAAAUAUAACCGUCUAGGCUGAAAAAAGUGAGCUGUGUGGGAACGAAAAUGAGAGAUUUCCGCCGUAGAGCUCGCUUACUUUAUACUCGCGGCUCUUUCCGUUUCGGAUAUCACACUCGUUGCAAUUUCCAAGACAGUUAUUUCGUUGUACAUCUUUAAUCAUCGCCUCUUUUUUUGCAUGCAAUAGUCGGUACAUGUUGUGUUCCGAGCUAAGACCGCAUCUACCUUUCUUCUCAUUUUGCCCUCUCCGUACCUCGGUACCCCGUAAGAUUAGGUGCCGGCUGGUUGAAAGCGUUCACAUUAAUAGUAGUUAGCAACCAAGGAUAAAAGCUAUCAAAAAAGACCAUGGGGUUAAAAAUUGUCAUACAGCAGUGUAACGACACUUUGCUCGUUUGUUAAUAAUACACAGUAGUUUGUGCUCCACGUAGUCCGUGUACUUUUUUGCUGAUUAGUUUUUUUCCGAAAAGCAAAUGCAAGGAUACUUUCAUUUCCUUACAAUGGAAGUAAUUCUGAAGAGACCAUCAAUAGUGAUGACAUCGUUUUUUUUGCGUAAAAUGUGGCAAAAACAAACAACAGAAGGUGCGCACACUGCGGGAUUUAGAGAGGAUAAAAAGAGGGAGGGAUGCCAGAAAAUUGAAGUCAAUCUAGCUGGCAUACGGUAGAAGUCCACUACAUAUACGCGAAUAAGUCACAUUUAGUAUCAAUACUGCCUUCCCUGCUUUCAUAUUUCUCUAUUCGACUCUUAGCCAGAGAAAAAAUGACGGCUCUUCCUGAGGUAUGGCUAUAAGUAGAAAAAAAAGUGGCAAAUCCGUUGCGCUCAAAUCCUGUCGACGAAUCCCCUGAAGGCGAUUUGACAAAAUGACUUGCGGAAAAAGAGGAGCCAGACCUAAUCUUGAACAACACUUUUUGUGGAGAACCAUUCAUUCUCACAAGGAUUUUAUUGCCCUCUUCCUCCACCAGUCAUGUCCUUCGUCACGACAGUUUAGUAAGUUUUUGACGCAACACCAGAUUCCAUUCGAUGGAGCACUUUCAUUAUAAACAAUUUGGGGAUCAAGCUCAGGCCUGUGCCGAAGCAUACAAUUUAGCUCUUCGAUCGUAAAAUUGAUAGUUUCACCCAUCAUUUUGAGCCGGAAUCAAUUAUGUCCACCUCUUACAUUUCACUUCUAACAAAAUAACUGACAAUUACAACUUUUUCAGAAGCCAACUGACAUGGACAACAUCAAGGCGACCACUGAGCAACUACGUGCCGAAGCCGCUAUUCAGCGCAAAAAGGUGUCCGAGGUGUCGAAAGAGUGAGUCAGAUGGGGCAAAGAGCAGUUUGGUGGGAGAAUUGUAGUCCUCUGAUUGCUCUCAACAUUAUUUUUCCCCUAAUUGUUGCCCUUUUUUAGACUUCUCGAGUUCUGCGAGAAGAACAAGACGAACGACAUGCUGGUGUCCGGUCCGGCGGAUCAGCACAAUCCGUUCCAGGAGAAAAAGAGCUGCUCUGUGCUCUAA
This is a messenger RNA of Caenorhabditis sp. 36 PRJEB53466, 5413 nucleotides long. The record is from the annotation of a GenBank genome assembly. NCBI's taxonomy places the organism in Eukaryota, Metazoa, Nematoda, Chromadorea, Rhabditida, Rhabditidae.